UCCAGGCUUUACAGAUAAGCAAAUUGACACGCAGAAGAAAAGGGAAUAUAAGUCGGAUUUCUGUUUCUGACUCCACGGUUUACCAACACACGAUAAGUUAAGUAUGACUGCAGAAAUUUGGGACGCUAUUAUUGUUGGUGCAGGACUCUCUGGACUGAGUGCAGCUCAUUUGCUUAGAAAAAGGGAUGCCAAAAUGAGAAUACUCAUACUGGAAGGAAAAGAUCGAGUGGGAGGUCGCACACUGUCGACUGAAGUACCAGCAGCCAAUGGAGUCUAUCGCUGGGACUUUGGGGGGCAGUGGGUAGGAAGCACCCAAAUUCACAUCAUGGAGCUCAUAAAGGAGCUUGGCUUGGAGACCUACCCACAGUUCAAGACUGGAAAGAAGGUACACCACAUGGGCGGGCCUAGUGCCAAAGUUCGCACCUACAGAACAAACAUCCCUGCUCUGUCCCCAACGGUGUUAGUGGACCUCACCCAUUUCUUUUGGAAGAUUGACAGAUUGUGUGCCACAGUAUGUGUGGAGGAUCCUUUGAAGACUCCCAACGCUGUGGAACUGGACAGUAUGACCCUGCACUCAUUUAUUGAGCAACACGCUUGGACUUCAGAACUAAAAGAGGAGAUGGGACUGUGUAGCCGCUCUGUCUUUGGCAUGGAGCCAUCCCAAAUGUCCUUCCUUUUCUUCCUCAUGUACGCUGCAGCAGCUGGAGGGGUAUUGGCUCUGCUGGAGACUACUCCAGGUAGUGCUCAGGAGUUCAAGAUUAAGGGGGGCACCCAACAGCUUUCAGAGUGCCUGGCAGACCGUGUUGGGUGGAAGAAUGUCCGACUGGGUUCUGCUGUGACCGCCAUAUGGCAGGAUGCUGAGUGGGCCAGGGUGAAGACCGAAACCGACACUUUCUUGUGCAAAGCUGUGAUUGUCACCUGCCCCCCUCAUUUGGCAGCAAAGAUUCACUACAAGCCAUCCCUGCCCAGCGAGAGAGCAUUCCUUACCCAGAACAUGCCUGUGGGCCACAUGAUAAAAUUCAUUAUAACCUACCAUACGGCUUUUUGGAGGGAGAAUGGCUUCUCUGGGGAAAUUGUGGCAGGAUCAUCCACUGACUGUCCGUUCUGUGUUACCUUUGAUGCUACCAGCCCCAGUGGUAAUGCUGCUUUGGUAGGAUUCAUUGCCGGUCAGCAGGCUUCUCAAUGGAGCUCCAAGGAGGCUCAAGAGAGGAGAGAAGCUGUGAUUUCCAGUUUGGUCAAAUACCUAGGUCCUGAGGCUGCAUCUUUCAUCUACUAUGAAGAAAAAGACUGGGCUCAGGAGGACUACAGCGGGGGCUGCCCAGUUAAUGUCAUGGCACCAGGUCUGCUAACGUAUUACCACCCAAGCCUGAGGAAGCCCUGUGGCAGGAUCCAUUGGGCAGGCACAGAGACAGCCACUCAGUGGUGUGGAUACAUGAGUGGUGCAGUGCAAGCUGGUCAGCGAGCAGCUGUGGAGGUCCUGGCUGAACUCUGCCCCACGACCCUGACCCAAGAGGAGCAAGAGGCAUUGCAGCGCAUACAAACAUUCAAGGGUUCUAGGCAGAAAACACCAUCAUCCAAACUCAUGUACCUGUCUACCAGCAAGGUUGUGGUCAUAGCUCUGACAGUAAGUGCUGCUGUCUUACUGGCUCAGCAUCAAAAUGCACUGCUCAAAGCCAAAACUUCCCUGAUGGAUGCAUUUUCAAAAACUAUGACUGAUAUAUUCAAAUUGUAGCAAACAGAUGUCACCAAACUGUUUUUUUUUUUUUUUUGGUUCAGGACGAAAUGCAAAUUUCAGACAAAGUUAACCUCAAUUAGGUUAAUUUUCAUUAUAUCCUAUUAUAUGAUAUUAUAAUAUAGGUACAUCAUGGCAUUAAUUAAUAUGCUAUAUCAAAAUGACUAUACAUUGCAUUUAUUUUGAAUGUACAAAUUAAAUACAAAGUGAGUUGAGGCAUGUUGAUUGCCCUUGUAUUUCUUUGUUUUGUAUUAUGAAACACUG
Scomber japonicus (chub mackerel) is the source of this 1996-nucleotide messenger RNA. RefSeq names its product probable flavin-containing monoamine oxidase A. Gene Ontology annotation, molecular function: oxidoreductase activity. NCBI's taxonomy places the organism in Eukaryota, Metazoa, Chordata, Actinopteri, Scombriformes, Scombridae. The record is from RefSeq and is a predicted model, not a curated record. The transcript is spliced from 12 exons. Bases 104 to 1732 code for a protein of 542 amino acids.